AAUGUAAUAAUGCUAGUGUUUUAAGACAAGUCUGGAGUAAAUGUUUGAGUGGUUAUGUUACAUUAUUCCAAAUAUAUUUUACAGGGGUCCAGUGCCAGCACCUGUUAUCAAUGGUCUACAUUAUUUUACAGCUUUAGAACUGCAGAAAAAUUUUGAGCUUUGUGAAGAUUAUUUUAAAGCUCCCAUUGGACCGUAUUCCGAGAGGAGUGGCAAGGAUUCCCACCUUCUCAAGAACUACUCUACGAUAUUUCAUGCUUAUCCAUGGUUGAAAGACAUGUCUUCUCAGCCUCCAGAGGGCAGUGGUUACUCUCGCCCGGGAUCAGCAGUAAGUGAUGGUGAGGCUGAUCAGGCCCUAAGAGAGCUAUAUAAACACUCACUUCCAUGGGACAAAGUGCCUGUCCAACACAGAAGACACACGGUCUCGGUCAUCAGCCACCCAGGUUUCAACACCAAACUCAUCCUCCCUCCAAUCCCUCAGGGCCGCAAGUAGACCAGAGUCACAUUUGGUCUUAACGUACAAAACUUGUUCUGAUCAAUGUCCAAUCCCUUUGUCUUACCUGGUCAUGGAUCCUGUUUCCCACUCAACUACCUACCUACAAAAGAAUGUUCUAUGUGCCUUAAUUCUCUCAAUCAAUUUCUUUUGUGAUUCCCAAGUAGUGUCUUUUUAGAAUGUAAGUUAUUCUUAGCUUUUGGAAAUGUAAUUUCAGUUUUUCUCAUAGCUCUUAAUGACUUUUCCAGCUGCUUCCUGCUCUGAAAUAUCAGAUGGCAAACCCUCCCAAGAUCUUGGUAUUUUGCUGUGUGCAUAGUGAUUUUUGGAUACAUCCAACUGGGAUUCUGCUUUUGAAAUUUUAAUGUGUCCAUUUAUAACAUUUGUGUAUGCCCUAGGGGACUGAGAUAUUUUGUUCUUCUGAUUAUGAAAGAACUGUAGAGUUCCAUUUAACUAGUGACCAAAAGGAUCUCGACUGCAUCUCUCAAAAGGAAUUAAUUCAUGUAUUUUUUCAUGGUUCUUGAGUUGCUUUAGCAAUACGAAGGAAUAAGAAUUACCAGAUAUUUCUUUUACUUCACCCUUUCCUGACUAUGAUUAUGUACUUCUUGUCAUUAGAACUAUUUCUAAACAACUUUCUUCAUCUUUAUAGCUUCACUACCUACUGUUGGCAGAAAAAAAAAAAUUGGGUA
Molecule: messenger RNA, 1176 nt
Organism: Lutra lutra (Eurasian river otter)
Lineage: Eukaryota; Metazoa; Chordata; Mammalia; Carnivora; Mustelidae
Product: leucine-rich repeat and guanylate kinase domain-containing protein-like
Exons: 4
Coding region: 41-490 (149 amino acids)
Source: RefSeq, a predicted model, not a curated record